This is a messenger RNA of Mercurialis annua (annual mercury), 1455 nucleotides long. Its product is annotated as protein ALP1-like. Lineage: Eukaryota; Viridiplantae; Streptophyta; Magnoliopsida; Malpighiales; Euphorbiaceae. The transcript is spliced from 3 exons. The record is from RefSeq and is a predicted model, not a curated record. The coding region runs from base 1 to 1233 and encodes 410 amino acids.
AUGCCUCAUUUAGGACUCUCAUUGAAAAGAAAGCAGAAUUUCCGACGACUUCACUUCAUGAUAGUUAUUAUACUUGUAGUUUAUACCAUGUACGCGAGUUGGUAUAUGAUGGGUGCAACUAUUCUUAGUAGACGUCAAUUAAGAGAUACAAAAAAAGAUAGAAAGAGAAAUAGAUUUGCGAAUAUAUGUAGGCUCAUAAAAGAAAGUGAUGAUGUGUGUAAGAGUGAACUUCGCAUGGAUAGACGUACAUUUUUUAUUCUUUGUGAGAUGCUUAGGGAUAUUGGAGGUUUACAAGCGACCCGGAAUAUGUCAUUGGAAGAAAUUGUUUCAAUUUUUUUAUAUGUUUUAUCUCAUCAUCAAAAGAAUAGGACAAUGUGUACUUAUUUUAUAAGAAGUGGAGAAUCUGUGAGUAGACAUUUUAACCGUUGUUUGAAAGCUGUCCUGAAAUUGCAUGAUGAACUAUUAAAAAAGCCUACACCAAUAACCGAUGAUUGCACCGAUGAUAGAUGGAAAUGCUUUAAGAAUUGUCUAGGAGCAUUAGAUGGUACUUACAUUAAUGUGAAAGCACCCGUUGAGGAAAGAUCUAGAUAUCGGACAAGAAAAGGAAAUAUAGCAAUGAACGUCUUAGGUGUUUGUUCACCUGAUAUGCAAUUCAUCUAUGUGUUACCUGGUUGGGAGGGUUCAGCGGCGCAUGAUGGUCGUGUCCUACGAGAUGCGAUUUCACGGCCUAACGGUCUAAAAAUUCCUCAAGGUUGCUAUUACUUGGUGGAUGCUGGAUACACUAAUGGUGAGGGAUUUCUUGCUCCAUAUCGAGGGCAACGUUAUCAUCUAGAUGAGUGGAGAGGUGAUAGGCAGCCACAAACUGCAGAGGAAUAUUUCAACAUGAAACACUCUAGAGCUAGAAAUGUCAUCGAAAGAUGUUUUGGUGUGCUUAAGGGAAAAUGGUCUAUUCUUAGAAGUUGCUCUUACUAUCCAAUUAAGACCCAAGGACGUAUCAUUCUAGCAUGUUGUUUAUUGCACAAUUUGAUUAGAAGAAACAUGCCAACAGAUAUAGAAGUACUUUAUGAAGAAGAAGAAGAAGAUAUAGAUGAUGAUGAUGAUAGUGAAAGUGAAAUGGAAUGCAUCACAACAAUUCAAACAUCUAAUCAUUGGAGUAAUUUCAGAAAUUCACAUGCCCAACAAAUAUUCAACAACUGGAGAGUUAACUUUAGUAGAGCCAAUAGUAUGUUGUAACUUUGCUAUUAUUAGUUAGUAUUAAGUAUUGCAAAGAAACGAUUACCUUUUAUGCAAGGUUACUUUUUGUAAUAACUUGUGAAUGUGUUUAUUAGUGUGCUUAUUUUUUUUAUGAAAGACUGAUUAUUGAAUUCUAUUUAUUUCUAUUUCUUUUACUUUUUAUCUUUGUUUUACUGUUUCAUUGUUGGAUUUUUCCAUUUUCAGGCUUUCUGAGCAAUGUCU